AUGGCAGACAACCUCCCAACCCGCAAACUCCACCUAACAGCCUUCAUGCGCCCAGUUUCUCUACACACAGGGGCAUGGCGCUACCCAGGCUCCUACCCAGAUGCAAAUUUCAAUUUCAAACACUUAACAAGCUUCAUCCAAAAGCUCGAAGCGGCCAAAUUCGACGCCUUUUUUAUGGCCGAUCACCUCGCAGUCCUAAACAUGCCCGUCGAAGCCCUAAAGCGCAGCCACACAGUGACAUCCUUCGAACCAUUCACUCUCCUCUCCGCCCUCUCGGCUGUGACCGAGAAGAUAGGUCUCGCAGCUACAGCAAGCACAACAUAUGAUCAACCCUACCACGUUGCACGUCGCUUCGCAAGUCUAGAUCACCUAAGCAAUGGCCGCGCAGCAUGGAAUAUAGUUACAACCGGGAACCCGGAAUCCAGCCACAACUUCGGUCUCGAUGAGCACAUGGCUCAUGGAGAUCGAUAUAAGCGUGCGCGGGAGUUCUACGAUGUUGUGACUGGGUUAUGGGAUAGUUUUGCAGACGACGCAUUUACGAGAGAUGUGGAGACGGGUCAGUAUUUUGAUCCCGAGAGGAUGCAUGUUUUGAAUCAUGUUGGAGAUGAGUUGAAGGUUAAGGGGCCUUUGAACAUUGCUAGGCCUGUGCAGGGGUGGCCUGUUAUUGUGCAGGCUGGGCAGAGUGAGCCUGGACGGCAGCUCGCGGCUGAGACGGCAGAGGUGGUAUUUUGCAGCCCGAGGGAUAUUGGGGCUGCGAAGGUGCUUUAUGCUGAUAUUAAAGAGCGGGUUAUGAAGGCUGGACGGGAGAAGGAGCAAUUGAAGAUCUUACCGGCGGCAAUGAUCAUUGUUGGGGAUAGUAAAGAAGAUGCGCAGAGGAAGAGGCUGGAGUUGGAUGCUUUGGUGCAUUAUGAGAGUGGUAUUGCUUCUUUAUCGAUCAUGCUUGGGGUUGAUGCUAGUGUGCUUGAUCCGGAUGGCCCUUUGCCGGAGGACUUACCGGAGACAAACGCAAGCAAGACAGCCAGGGAGAGUGUGGAGCGACUUGCUAAAGAAGAGGGAUUGACUGUCAGGCAGCUUGCGCAGCGGUCUGGAGGAUAUUCUGGCUUGGCGUUUCUCGGCUCGGCGAGUGACAUCGCCGAUGAAAUGGAGAUCUGGUUGAAAGAAGAGGCCUCGGAUGGCUUCACGUGCGUUUUUCCGUUUUUGCCUCAGGGACUGGUGGAGGUGACGGAUAGGUUGAUUCCGGAGCUGCAGCGAAGAGGGCUAUUCCGAAAUGAUUAUACUGACUCUACGCUACGUGAACACUUUGGCCUCGACAGGCCAGAGAACCAGUUUUUCUCUACUAAUUGA
Molecule: messenger RNA, 1344 nt
Organism: Penicillium pulvis
Lineage: Eukaryota; Fungi; Ascomycota; Eurotiomycetes; Eurotiales; Aspergillaceae
Product: LLM class flavin-dependent oxidoreductase
Exons: 1
Coding region: 1-1344 (447 amino acids)
Molecular function (GO): oxidoreductase activity, acting on paired donors, with incorporation or reduction of molecular oxygen; monooxygenase activity
Source: RefSeq, a predicted model, not a curated record